Phanerochaete carnosa HHB-10118-sp is the source of this 1931-nucleotide messenger RNA. RefSeq lists its product as uncharacterized. Gene Ontology annotation, molecular function: DNA binding; protein binding. The record is from RefSeq and is a predicted model, not a curated record. Gene Ontology annotation, biological process: regulation of DNA damage checkpoint. The transcript is spliced from 9 exons. Bases 1 to 1650 code for a protein of 549 amino acids. Lineage: Eukaryota; Fungi; Basidiomycota; Agaricomycetes; Polyporales; Phanerochaetaceae. Gene Ontology annotation, cellular component: nucleus.
AUGUCUGAUUUCGAGGAAGAGCGUGAAGCCAACAUUGCCCGCAAUCGUGCACUCCUCGCGCAACUCGACGUCUCCCUCGACAUUCCGAAGAAGCAUGUAACGGCUGAAAAGCCAAAAGUAAAGCCGGUGCGAUCUGCGAAGCAGCGGCUAAAACGCGAAGCUGGACCAGCUCUACCGACUAGGACGUCGUCAAGGCUGCGAAGGAGUGUACCCGACCCAGAUGAGACGCCGGAGAAGAAGCGGAAACGUGAGCAAGAAGAGGAGUUGCUUCGCCAGAAGCUUGAGCAGGAGAGAUUGGAAGCAGAAGAGCGUGCACGCGAAGUCAAGAAGCCAAGGCACGACAGCCUCGAGAUGUAUGCUCACCUGGAAGAUCAAGAAGCACAGGAAGUAAUGGCUCUUACGGCCUCCCUUCAAGUCACAACGAAGACGGUUAAUGCACGGCGCGUUGGCGACAUGAACUCGUACCAAUACGAUGAAGAACACCAUGAAGCCGCAGUUACCGAGUUAAAGAAGAAGCUUGGGGGCAUGGAAAUUGUGUCGAGGGCGAAGGUCACGAAGGAGCGGAUAUACAGCGCAGCAUACCAUCCUGAGAAGACCAAGGACCUGAUAUUCUUCGGAGACAAGCACGGCACUCUGGGCAUAUGGGAUGCUCGUGCGCCGGCAGAAGAGGUGGAAGAGGAUGGAGAUGUCGCCUCGCAAGGAGAUGGCGAAGGUGGGAAGUCAUGGCGAAUGCAGCUUCAUUGGCCAAACUCUUCCCAUUCGUCCAUUUCCUCAAUCAGAUUUGAUCCCAUCGAUGCUCAUAGCGUAUACACCAGUUCGUACGAUGGCACUAUCCGGACCACCUCUUUUGUGUCCAGUAUAUCCACUGAAAUCUUAUACAACGAGAACGCUCUGCCAACUACCAUGGACUUACCUCCACAUGGUCACGAGAUGUGGAUAGCGGAUUCCAACGGUGGAGUGACCCAUCUGGAUCUGCGCGAGGACAAGUCGAAGGCGAGGUGGUACCAAUUAUCCGAAGACAAGAUCGGAUGCUUAAGUGUUAAUCCUGUGGUGACCAACCUCCUACUAACUACGUCAAAUUCUCGUGUGCUGAGAAUAUGGGAUGCCCGGAAACUACAAAGCAUAUCCAUCAAAGGCAAAGGUCCAUAUGAGAUCAAUGCAGAGCAGCUCGAAGAGUUCAGGGAAACGAAAGCGGGCAAGGACGUCAUGCGGGGCGAGUGGAGGCACGGCAAGUCCGUAACCGCUGGGUAUUGGGAUCCCCAUGGUCGCCGAGCCGUCAGCACCAGCUACGACGACACUAUCCAGAUAUGGGACAUUAAGCCCGAGGUCACACAGAAAGAUGCUGAGUUUCCGAGUAUGCGGCCUGCGCACCAGUUCCAUCACAACUGCCAGACGGGCAAGUGGGUUACGCUGCUCAGAGCACAGUGGAAUCCUAACCCGGAUGUUUACCCCCAUUUCACACUCGGUAACAUGGACCGCUCACUUGACAUCCGUUCGUACAAGGGUGAGCUCAUCACGAAGCUCGCGGACAAGAACAAGAUCACUGCUGUGCAAGCUGUGACGUGCUCGCAUCCCAAUAUUCUUGAAAGGGCUGCUAGCGGCAAUGCAAGUGGUCGUUGCAUCCUAUGGGCACCAACAGAUACCGAAUAGUCUGAGGACAGACUUUGCCGCAGAAUCUCAUACGAACUCUGCCUCCAAUGAUGAGUAUAUGACCGCAGUAGGGUAUGGUAUUUAUGGUGCUAUCGGCUGCAGACAUCGGAGAAAAGAGUAAUCUUGAGUUUCGGGGUAUAUAAAUUUCGUAUAAGUUUAUAAGUUCAAGACGAGUUGAACAGAUCUAUCCCCGGAAAGGACAUGUCAAGUACCAGAAGCUUAAGUCUGCACCCAGGCGGCAGCUUUCUAGGUCGACUCUAGAUGAUUUUGGGGCUUAACGC